Messenger RNA from Symbiodinium sp. CCMP2592, 2364 nucleotides. The record is from the annotation of a GenBank genome assembly. NCBI's taxonomy places the organism in Eukaryota, Dinophyceae, Suessiales, Symbiodiniaceae.
AUGAAGAAGUGGGAGGUCGCGGAGCAAGUAGGCGAUGAGGAGAAGGUCAAGGAGGCGAAGCAGGAGGUCAAGGAGGCGGAGCAGAAGGUCAAGGAGGCGAAGCAGGAGGUCAAGGAGGCGAAGCAGGAGGUCAAGGAGGCGGAGCAGAAGGUCAAGGAGGCGGAGCAGAAGGUCAAGGAGGCGGAGCAGAAGGUCGAGAAGGCCAAGCAGCAGGUCAAGGAGAUGGUGCAGAAGGUCGAGGUCGCUUCCAAAGACUUCGACAUAGCAGCGUGUACGCGGCCUCCGAUCAAAGUCCGACCGAGCCACUUCGUGCAACUUGCCCCUUGUGUGUCAGCCUGCAUCGAGGCUGUGAACAAGCGCUUGCCAGAGCAGACAGAGGCUACCAGUGUGCGAGUUCCCCCGGCGGUGCUCUCCCGGUGCAUGCGCGGGGGCAAGACCACAGUGCUGAUGCACGUCUUCGACGAGCUGAAAGAGAAGUCCAAGAACCCUAUUUUCAUAAGCUUUAAUGGGGACUCGCUUAUCCGGCAGCUCGAGAACGAAAGCUGCCUGGAAACGAUGCUGAGGGCCAUCGCCGUUGCACUGCUGACAACGAAGCCCGCGAAGCGUGAUGAGACUGCGCGAAUUCUCUGUAGGCAGAAUGUCUUGGAGGAGUACCUGAAGGACAAGAAGGAUGUCGUCCUGAUCGUCGACGAGCUAAAUGUUUUGCUGAAGCCAGACAAGUCAGAUGAUGGCUAUGCAGAGGUUGGCGCGUUCCUGCGGGAGCAAUUCCUCGACCCUUCAGGCCGAUACCUGAUUUUCAGCACUCAUGUUCCAACCGGCUUCGGCCUGUCCCAUCUUUUGGGCAAGGGCUCAGGCAGCACUCGUACAGCAGAGACUAUAGAGAUGCCCAGGUCGCAUGACAUGCCGUCACUCAGGAGCAUGGGCGAACAAUGUGAGGCUUUGACUCCUUGCGAGGCUGCGUACUAUGGACGAAUACCAUCCCUAAUCUAUUCCGUGAAGAUGCCGCACAGCAGCUUCAACAUACUGGAACGGUUCCAGGCAGUAGAAUGUGGGGAACCAACACAAGCCUUGAUCGCAUCUUUUCUCUCAGAGUUCUUCACGGGUGUGCGGAGUGCAGACUCAGAUCCAAUACGAGCCUUCGACACCCUCACCGAAUGCCCAGCCAGCGGACGGAUUCGGUGGAUCCUUGCAUAUGUGGGUCAAAUGUGCUCUCACCUGGGAUUGUCAGAAAUUGCCGGUUGGGUCGACGAGAUCCCCAUGCUAUCGGAAAAGGUCGAUAGCUGCCUAGACUGGGAGGCCAUCGUCCUGGUCGCGCUCAGCCUCCGAUGCGUCCAGGCCAAGUACAACUAUGUCCACCCGCUCUUGAAUCUGCCAGAAGGUGCUGUGCCGGUCAAAGACGUUUUCCUGAAAAAAGUGCCACAGGAUUGGUGCAAAACGCUGCCCGACAUGGUGAAGUGGUGGAAGCAGAGGACCGUAUCACCUGAUGCAUUCCCGUACAUCGCAGUGUUGUCGCCAAACUUCGCAAAGACGGAGGUUGUUGACGCAGCAUGGAUCUACAAGCAAGAUUCAGCGAGCAACUGCGUGGUGCGGGGCGUGCAAAUGAAGCUGGGAAGAACUGUGCCAAGAAUGCCACACGACAUGCUUGGCUUGGUUAUGAGAGGAAGAGCACCAUCAAUAGGCAAGCGGGCCGAGGGCUGGGUGUACCCGAGCUCAGGUGACAUUCGUGAUUUUUUGGGUGCUUCCUUGUCAGCCCUCUAUCCUUCUGACUGGAGCCCUGUAGUUCUACAAAUCAUUAUCAUAAGACUGUUUCACCCACAAGUCUGGAAUUUAAACGGCGGGAAGUGGACAGUGUCGAAGAAGAAGGUGUUCAAGCCUGCGUGCUCAGUUUGGCAAGACUGCACCAUGGAGCAAGCGUUUUGUGAGUGCGAGUGUUGGCAGGUGGAGGGAACUGCGGCUGGGCAAAGGCUCGUGAGAUUGUGGAGCAAUCGACCUAGCCUUCUUCGUACCAACAGCUCAGGCGGUCGCAACAACUUCGUGACGUCAGCGCCAGGCAGCUGGUGCCCGGUGAGUAGCCGGUUGUUGCCUUUGUUUGUCCUUUCUGGUAUCGUGUGCUACAAGCUCGAAUAUCCACGGGCUGCGAGGGCCGAGCUGCGUUGGGAGCUGCGUUGGCGGCUGAGCUUGUUUGUGUGGGAGAGGGCUGCAGCAGGGACUGGUCACGGAAAGCAAGCCUUAAACUUUUCCUUCCUUCAACGCCAGAUGCUUCCAUCAAAGUUGAUCCACCUGAUGGGUGCUCGCAGGACUCACGUGAUUCAGGGACCGACGCUGGUGGCACACUCAUGGGUGAGAGGCCGUGAGUGGCUGUAG